Messenger RNA from Eurytemora carolleeae, 737 nucleotides. RefSeq names its product transcription factor GATA-4. The record is from RefSeq and is a predicted model, not a curated record. Lineage: Eukaryota; Metazoa; Arthropoda; Copepoda; Calanoida; Temoridae. The transcript has 5 exons. Gene Ontology annotation, molecular function: DNA-binding transcription factor activity, RNA polymerase II-specific; RNA polymerase II cis-regulatory region sequence-specific DNA binding; zinc ion binding. Bases 78 to 737 code for a protein of 219 amino acids. Gene Ontology annotation, biological process: negative regulation of transcription by RNA polymerase II; cell fate commitment; positive regulation of transcription by RNA polymerase II.
CUAUCCUUCCUGAUAGUGAGAGAUUACAAUAUCUUUACUUUAGCUGUAGUGACGUAAUAUACUUGCAUACAUAGAGAAUGCAAGACUAUUCGAGUUCAUUUUCGGGCGUGGGGACAGGAUCAAGUUCGCCCACCCCCUCCUCCUACCACUCCCCCUCACUCCCCUCCUCCCACAUACCCAACCCGGCCGAGCACUCCUUCUUGGCCUCUUCGAUGUACGCCCCCUCCACCCGGUCCGUGUUGUCCUACAUGCCCGCCCCUCUCUUUACACCACAGUCCCCCUCACCCCCCGCCCCUGCCGCCAUGUGGCACAGCUCAGGGGCGAGCCAAGAGGGGGCAGGGGGGCAUGACCCCCAGUCAUCUCCCUACUCCAGGCUACAACCCUCUAACAACUCAGGAUCUUACUUUUCAAGUAUGUCCGGUGGAAUGAGUUCCCAUCUGAAUCCGUACGCUGCUGCGUAUGCGCAGAAUGCAAUGGCCUGGAAUACCUACAGCAUGCAAACAUUCCAGGGGCUACAGAGGGCUGGGGUUACAUACGAUCCUCAAAUGGGAGACUAUUUCGGUGAAGGACGAGAAUGUGUUAAUUGUGGAGCUAUCUCAACCCCCCUCUGGAGACGGGACGGAACAGGACACUACCUCUGCAAUGCCUGUGGGCUGUACCACAAGAUGAACGGGAUGAACCGACCCUUGGUUAAACCGCCGAAACGACUGGUAAAGAAAAAUUCGACUUAUAAAUAG